Molecule: messenger RNA, 384 nt
Organism: Aegilops tauschii subsp. strangulata
Lineage: Eukaryota; Viridiplantae; Streptophyta; Magnoliopsida; Poales; Poaceae
Source: RefSeq, a predicted model, not a curated record
AUGGCUGAUCCAACGUCGCCGCCACCGCCGUUGCUGGCGCUCCACCUGCAGCCACCUACCAGAAGCGCUCCUCGCCAGGAUCCGGAGAACGCCCUCGCCAUUCCCCUUGCAGUGCCUCCAACCACACCGCCAGUCCCCGCGCCGCCCGCGAGAAGAACGCCGCGCCAGACCACGCCGCCCGCGAGAAGAAAGCCAUGGUCUUUCCACACCUGCACUGCUGAGAGAGCGAACCCCCACAGUCACCCUCAACUAGGGCGAGGAGUUGCAGCCUCCUACCACGCCGUGCAAGGACCAGGACCACCACGACGACCUUCACCCGCCAGGGGACUGCCGCGCGACGGAACCAACCCCGCAGGCCCAGAUCAAAAACGGAUCUGGAUCUGA